This is a messenger RNA of Salvelinus sp. IW2-2015, 558 nucleotides long. NCBI's taxonomy places the organism in Eukaryota, Metazoa, Chordata, Actinopteri, Salmoniformes, Salmonidae. The record is from RefSeq and is a predicted model, not a curated record.
AUGACUCUGCAGUGGAUCUGGACGGGUGUGUUGAGGAAUAACUGUGUGGACUGUCUGUACCGUACUAACACCGCCCAGUUCAUAGUGGGGCAGUGUGCUCUUGCCUAUCAGCUCUACUCUCUGGGCAUGAUUGACAAGCCAAGGUUGCAGUUCGACACGGACUGUGUCAGGCUUUUUGAGAAGCUGUAUGGGGACCAUGGGGGCACUCUGUCUCUGCAGUACAGGGGCUCCCAGCUGGGCCACAGGGUCAAGACCUACCGCAAGAUAGCCCCCUGGACACAGCACUCCAAAGACAUCAUGCAGACCCUGUCCCGCUACGACAGCAAUGGUUUCUCAGUUUCAGACCGGCAGGAUGCCAUCGACCAGUUUCUGCAGGUAUACCAGUCAUUAAAGUCUAAGCCUCACCUCUGGGAGCUGCCCACUGACUUCUACCUGCACCAGAGGAACUCUAUGGCAGUGUUUCCCGACCCUGGUCCUCGAGUACCCCCAACAGGACACAGUUUAGUUGACAAACUAGUCCUUGACAAACACACAUCAUUCAACUCAUUGAGGGCUUGA